GCGCAUGUCACUUGCGCACCACGACCACGUCGGUAGCGUCCGCCGACAUGGCAGGAGUUAACCGCAAAAAGUCUACGGUUUCUCCGUCUCCGUUGUGGGGAAAACUUUACACAGUCUGGCAGGACAAGCAUUUAAUCUUGUUUAAGACAGAGUAUACGUUGCUGGUCGUUUCAAUUUUGUGGUUGAUGGAGAUAGGAAUCAAUGUAUGGGUCAUACAAAAAGUAGCCUACACUGAGAUUGAUUGGAAAGCCUACAUGGAUGAGGUGGAGGGGGUGAUCAAUGGAACCUACGACUACACUCAGCUCAAAGGAGACACUGGCCCUUUGGUGUACCCAGCUGGAUUUGUCUACAUCUUCACAGCUCUGUACUACAUUACCAGCCAUGGGGUGAACAUCCGCCUGGGCCAGUACAUUUUUGCCGUUUUCUAUCUAAUCACAUUGCUGCUUGUCUUCAGGAUAUACCACCGUACAAAGAAGGUUCCCCCCUAUGUAUUCUUCUUUGUGUGCUGUGCCUCAUAUCGGAUCCACUCCAUCUUUGUGCUCCGUCUUUUUAAUGAUCCGGUGGCCAUGAUGCUGCUGUUUGCAGCUAUUAAUCUCUUCAUGGAUGGAUACUGGACGCUAGGCUGCGGCAUUUACAGUUUAGCAGUGUCUGUGAAGAUGAACGUCCUCCUUUUUGCACCCGGUUUACUUUUCCUUCUAUUGGGGGAGUUUGGUCUCAUCAAGACAAUCCCUAAACUUUCACUGUGUGCAGGAAUCCAGCUCUUGCUGGGCCUCCCUUUCCUCUUAGAGAAUCCAGCUGGUUACGUGAGCCGGGCCUUUGAUCUCGGUCGCCAGUUCAUGUUCAAGUGGACCGUCAACUGGCGCUUUCUGCCAGAGUGGUUUUUCUUGAACCGCUCUUUUCACUUGGUCCUACUGGCUGCUCACCUGCUCACACUGCUCCUCUUUGCUUUCUGCCGUUGGAAGAGGUCAGGAGAAAGCAUUGUUGAACUACUUAAAGAGCCAAACAAGAGGAAAACCCCUGCCCAGAAAAGUUCUGUGGAUCAGAUAGUGCUGAUUCUGUUCACCUCUAACUUCAUUGGCAUGUGCUUCAGCCGUUCAUUGCAUUACCAGUUUUACGUGUGGUACUUCCACACUCUGCCUUACCUGCUCUGGAGUGGAGGAGUCAAGAAGCUGGCCCACCUGCUCAGAGUCCUGAUCCUGGGUCUGAUCGAGCUUUCAUGGAACACGUAUCCCUCCACUAACAGCAGCUCAGCUGCCCUUCAUGUCUGCCAUCUCAUCAUCCUCCUGUGUCUGUGGCUGGCUCCACCUUUGUCCUCAGCCCCGUCACAGGAGCAUGAACACACGACUGCUAAGGACAAACGUCACUGAGCCACAGCGUGAUGGGACCAGGAACUGUAUGCAGCCUGAUCAGCUGCUGUACGGCCUCCAUCGUCCUCCUCUCUUUCAUCAUUGCAACAUCCGUACAGAGAGAGGUCCCUGUGGUAGACAGUUUCUAAGUGGAUAAAAGGAGCUAUAUGACACUUUUUAUCACUUCUAAAGUGACAGAAGCUAGCGUCUGGGUGAUGCAAUGGCUCGUAGUUGUCACUUGUGGUGAAGAGGUGAUGAGAAAUGAUGGAUUCUCAAAUUUUGUUUUUAGUGACAUAAUUGGAAAAGUGGUGCAUAGUACAAUGUGAAAAGACUUUGUUACAUGAUAUUCCUACUUAUUGAAAAUCUGCACUUAGUAAUUUAUCAGAAUUUCAGAUUCAGAAAUUGUACAAAGCUGUCAUUUAUUGGUGCACAAAGCAUCUUGUGUUUACAGAAAGAGGUAUAUUGAAGAAUUUUUACACAAAAAACUAGAAUUAAGUUCUGGAUUGGUAAAUUUACUACAAAUUCAGCACUACUUUCCUCUGGCCUAGUCUGACUAUUAGCAAACAUAGGCCAACAUAUUAUCCGUCCAUUUUUUUUUUCCUCUCACAAAUGUGUGAAACAAAGCUGUAUACAGUUAUAUCUGUCUGUUUUAAUCACUUCAUUCUCUGUAAUCAGUUCACAUCAUUUUAAUGUGAAGCAAGCGCGACACUGAAACAGCAAGACAUGUAGUUUUCUUCAUUUUUACAAAUUACAAGAAGUUAUAUUUUUGUAUUUCAUCAUAACUAUGUAAAUCAGAAGGCAUUUUAUUUUGUAUGUUCAGCUUUUAUUGGCUUAUCAAAUAUUCAUUCAGAUUUUACAGUUAUUAUAAUAAUGCAUUUAUCACAGUAAUGCAUUACAUUGGCUUCAAGCUAAAGUCUAAACUAUAAAAAGCUUAUUCAGAUGAUCAAGGCAUUCCUGUGUUUGCAUAAAGCGGAGUUAUAAUAAAAGGCCACUCGGUCUAGGUCAUGUAAAAUCAGAAUGGAUUUGGCACUGGAUUAUAUCAGUUAAUAAAAUACAGCAUUAACUUUUCCAUGUAAA
This is a messenger RNA of Cololabis saira (Pacific saury), 2423 nucleotides long. RefSeq names its product ALG3 alpha-1,3- mannosyltransferase (gene alg3). Gene Ontology annotation, cellular component: endoplasmic reticulum. Gene Ontology annotation, molecular function: dol-P-Man:Man(5)GlcNAc(2)-PP-Dol alpha-1,3-mannosyltransferase activity. NCBI's taxonomy places the organism in Eukaryota, Metazoa, Chordata, Actinopteri, Beloniformes, Belonidae. The record is from RefSeq and is a predicted model, not a curated record. The transcript has 9 exons. The coding region runs from base 48 to 1367 and encodes 439 amino acids.